Brachypodium distachyon (stiff brome) is the source of this 1123-nucleotide messenger RNA. RefSeq lists its product as uncharacterized. Bases 92 to 853 code for a protein of 253 amino acids. The record is from RefSeq and is a predicted model, not a curated record. Lineage: Eukaryota; Viridiplantae; Streptophyta; Magnoliopsida; Poales; Poaceae. The transcript is spliced from 5 exons.
CUCAAGGAGACCAGCGCUGCCGUGCCGUGUCCACGUUUCACUCCCAAGUCCCAACUCCUCCCACCUUCCACUGUUCCACUAGACCGUAAAAAUGGCAGCUUCCUUUCCGUCCCUCCCGCCGCCGCCGUCCCCGGCGGCCACCGCGCUAGCCAGCAACCUCCUCUCCUUCCCUGCGCCGCGGGCCCGCCUCGCCGCCGCGCCCCGCCGAGCGGUCGUCGCGGCGGCCUCGUCCAGGCCCCCACCUCCGCCGUCCCCGGAAGGGGGCGGCGAGGAGGAGGAGGAGGUGGAGAGGGCCUUGGGCAUGGACGGCAGCAUCCCUGGGACUUCCGGCGAGCUGCUGCGCCGCGUCUCAUCACGCGCCUACGGCAUGCGGCGCCACCUCAUGGAGUCGCUCGACUCCCUCGCCUACGACGUUCUGGAGACAAAUCCAUGGAGAGAGCAACCCAAGCCAGUCUAUGUUCUGGCUAGAAGAGAUAAUCAACUAUGGACAAUGAAAACCCGCAGGAACCGCAGUGAAGUUGAAAGGGAACUCGGAAUGCUUUUCUCAAAGGGAGGGGGUUCAGGAGUUGGGACUAAAUCGAAGUAUGGCUCCAAGUUUAGUAUGCUUGUUGAAGAUAUCACAGAGGGAGUACUGGUGUUUGAAGACAAGGAUGAUGCUGUAAAAUACUGUGACCUUCUACAGGGGGGUGGUCAAGGAUGUGAGGGAAUUGCAGAGCUAGAAGCAUCAUCAGUUUUCAACAUUUGCCAUAAAAUGAAAGCUCUUGCUGUCCUUUUCCGCCGUGGAAGGACUCCUCCAAUGCCUCAAAGCCUCCAGCGUGACUUGAGGGCAAGAAACCGUUCAUUAGAAGACUAGGAUGUUUGGUUUACAGUGUAUAGAUCUGUUAAUUGCCUCUAGCUGUUGAAGCAAAGGCCUACAUGGUACAUAGAUUCAAGUUGAAAAAGAGAUACAAAAAAAAAUUGGUACAUAGAUUCAAUGAUUAUGGAAGUCAAGUCUGACAGUAAACACAUAAAUUAGCUUCAGAUUAGCAGGCUGUGAAGCUGAAUAUUCUUGUAUUUGUGUACAUUGUUUACAGUGAAUAAAUGAGAUUUUAAGUUACUGAGUACUAUUCCCUCAGUCCUAUCA